Molecule: messenger RNA, 705 nt
Organism: Stegodyphus dumicola
Lineage: Eukaryota; Metazoa; Arthropoda; Arachnida; Araneae; Eresidae
Source: RefSeq, a predicted model, not a curated record
AUGAGACGAGAAGGCCGAGGGUCAAUAGAUCAAGUUGUGAGAGUGGAUCAAAAAAUUUCCCUUGUGAAAUGGUUCGACAAUAAAAGUGUUUUGCUGAUGUCCAGUGAGCAUGGGAAAACUCCCAUCACAAAAUGCAAAAGAUGGUUGAAAACGGACAAGUCAUACCUAGAAGUUGAUUGCCCUCACAUUGUAAAAAAUUACAACGAUUAUAUGGGGGGCGUCGAUCAUCUGGACCGUACCAUUAGUUUCUACAGAAUGAAGCACCGAACCAAGAAAUGGACAGUACGAGUCGACGAUAUGAUCGACUUUACCAUGUCGAGUGUAUGGCUCGCGUACAGAAAUACUAUGACAGAAUUAGGCGAACCUAAGAAGAACAUUCUGGACUAUUUUGCGUUUAGACUCAGUAUUGCAAAUACACUCAUCCACGGCUUACUGAAGAAGCCGUCUCCCACUCCUUCGCUAGCCGAAGAUGAAAAUGAUGAACCUCCUCCAAAACGCAGAGUUACAACUUGCAUUCCACAUCAAGCAGCUCGUAACAAUGAAGCUAGGCACAUGCCUGAAAUGGUUGGGGAUAGAACUCAUCGAAGUAGGUGCAGGAAUGAGAACUGCUCGGCCUUAACAAAUGUACAAUGUGCAGACUGCAAGGUUUUUCUAUGCUUUACAACUAGUAGAAAUUGUUUCAAGGCAUUUCACGAAUAUAAAUAA